Benincasa hispida (wax gourd) is the source of this 826-nucleotide messenger RNA. It is a transcript of the gene NDHO, whose product is annotated as NAD(P)H:plastoquinone dehydrogenase complex subunit O. Lineage: Eukaryota; Viridiplantae; Streptophyta; Magnoliopsida; Cucurbitales; Cucurbitaceae. The record is from RefSeq and is a predicted model, not a curated record. Gene Ontology annotation, cellular component: plasma membrane. Gene Ontology annotation, molecular function: oxidoreductase activity, acting on NAD(P)H, quinone or similar compound as acceptor.
CUCAAAAAUUUAAGCAGCAGGUUUUUUGUAUUGUCGAUAUGUGGUUUAUCAUUUUAGCGUUAUCUCUGUUCAACUUUCCCAUUGAGUGAGUGAGGGCCAUUUCUAAUCUCUACCUCUCUCUGUCCUUUUUCCGCCAUGGCUUUCUCUGCAUCUCUUUCUCACAACUCUUUCUCAUGCCUCACUCAAUUCCCACAAAGUUUUAGAAGAAACCCACUUCGUUUUCAACUCAUUCGAGCCGUAAAAUCCACUGAACCGGAGAAGGUAUCGGAGACCAAAACCCAGGAGCCUUCCAGGACUGAACCUUCAAGUUCAAGCUCCCCCACCCCCGCUCCCAAGGUUCCAAAGAAGCCCGUCUAUUCGAUGAAGAAGGGUCAGAUUGUGAGAGUUGAUAAAGAGAAGUAUCUUAAUAGUGUUAAUUAUCUAUCUGUUGGACAUCCACCUUACUACAAGGGCUUGGAUUACAUUUAUGAAGACCGUGGUGAGGUAUUGGAUCUUCGCAUUUUCGAGACAGGAGAAUAUGCACUUAUUGCAUGGGUUGGUAUUCCAACUGCACCAGCUUGGCUGCCGACAGACAUGCUUAUAAAGUCGGAGAAACUCAACUACGAAAGACUCUAACCACAGCUUUGGAUCAACGAUGCUCACUUGAUGGUCUAUAGUUUACACUUCUCCCCACGUCUCUGUAAAGAUGUGUAAUUCCAAAAUACACCAUUAAUUAUUCAUCACAUGCCUUUUGCAACCCUUGAUGUUGAUUCUGUUAAUAUUUAACAUCAAUGUACUAGAACAAAGGAAAAAUAAGUGUUUUUAUGAAGAAUGAUAUUGUAAGUAA